Molecule: messenger RNA, 447 nt
Organism: Trichobilharzia regenti
Lineage: Eukaryota; Metazoa; Platyhelminthes; Trematoda; Strigeidida; Schistosomatidae
Source: the annotation of a GenBank genome assembly
AUGCGUAGUAAUAACCUGGUCACCUCCUUUAGCUUUGAUUUACCAAAUAAGGAUCGUGAACAGCAGCAGACACCUAGUGCUGAAACUAGCAUUCAGCAAACUACACAACAACCACGCUUGCCAAUGGAACUAGGAACUGAUUUAGAUACCAGUACCCCUGUAAAUAAAGCCUCAUCGAAAGAUGUUAAAAUAGCUAGAACUUCCGCAAGUUGUUCUAAGAAAUUUCCCCCCAAACGUAGUAACCUCACCACGAUGAACAAAUUUCGCAGGGUUGAGACUAAUGAUGGGGAAGAAUACUUUGUAUUUAAUAGGCAUGCUGAGAGUAAGAAUAUUAACAAACCAUCACUUGUUACGAAAAACCCCUCUCGAAACAUAAGUAUGUCUGGAGGUUUUCCGCAUGCUCCACCUUAUAGUCCAAGAACUUAUUCGACUCUGUCAAUGGGAUGA